This is a messenger RNA of Chlamydomonas reinhardtii, 4433 nucleotides long. RefSeq lists its product as uncharacterized. The transcript is spliced from 18 exons. Gene Ontology annotation, biological process: protein import into nucleus. Gene Ontology annotation, molecular function: nuclear import signal receptor activity. Lineage: Eukaryota; Viridiplantae; Chlorophyta; Chlorophyceae; Chlamydomonadales; Chlamydomonadaceae. Bases 105 to 3338 code for a protein of 1077 amino acids. The record is from RefSeq and is a predicted model, not a curated record. Gene Ontology annotation, cellular component: cytoplasm; nucleus.
AUAGAAACAUUUCAAGAACCACGCGACGGGGUGACUAUUUGACUUGAAACUCGGUUUGACAGCCUUGCGCGGGAACAGCAAUAGGGGCCAAAAGUCAUAGAGAAAUGAGUGCAGCUCAAAUUCAGGUUAUUCUGUCCAGCCCCCAGAGCUUCGCCGGGCUCAUCGGGCAGACGCUGUCGACAGACAAUGCCCAGCGCAAAUCGGCUGAGGACCUCUACAGCUCUCUUCGCAAGCAGCGCCCCGAUGCGUGCGCAACUAACCUGCUGCAGCUUCUGCGCACGAGCCCAGAGGUGCUGGUGCGCUCCACCUGCGCCGUGUUCCUUCGAAAGGUCGUCAAGUCCGGGGGCAAGGAGGCCGGCUGGGAGCAGCUGAGCAAGAGCACGCAGGCCGUGGUGAAGCGCGAGCUGCUGGCGGCGCUGGCGGCCGAGGUGGACCGCAACGCCGCCAAGCAGGUGGCGGCCGUGGUCAUCGAGCUGGGCGAGCAGGUGAUGGACGAGGUGGCGGCGGCGCCCGCCAAGCGCGGCGGACGCAAGAAGGGCCCCGCCCAGCCCAAGUGCGGCUGGCCGGAGCUGCUGGCGGGGCUGCAGGCAUGGCUGCAGGGCGCCGGCGCGUCCGCGGUCACGCGCGAGGCCGCAUUGAUGGUUGUGGCCGGCCUGGCCAUGGAGCUGCGCGCCUGGGCGGCCCAGCUGGCGCCCGUCAUCACCGCCUGCCUGGCGCCGCCCGCCGACCUGGCCGUGCAGCUGACCGCCCUCAGCGCCGUGUCAGCCUUCCUGGAGGUCCUGCGCAAGCCGGCCGAGCUGCGCCCCUACCAGGCGGCUCUGACGGGCGGGCUGGUGAGCCUGCAGGCGGCGCUGGCGGCCGGCAACACCGACGUGGCGGAGCAGCUGCUGGUGGUGCUGGUGCAGACUGCGGAGCGGGAGCCGGCGCUGUGGCAGCCGCACGUGCGCACGGCGGUGCCGGGCAUGCUGGCGCUGGCCGGGCCCGCCGCCGGGCCGGGCGGCGCGGCGCUGCCUGAUGACCUGCGCAAGCUGGCGGCGGAGUUCGUGCUGACGCUGGUGGACAUCAAACCGCAGAUGGUGCAGUCGGAGAUGGGCGCCGGCCCGCUGGCGGCGCAGCUGGUGAGCUGCCUGGCCCACUUCCUGACGAGCGGUGUGGAGGACGACCCGGCCUGGGGCGACGACCCCAUGGCCUACCCCGACAUGGACGACGACGAGACGCUGGGCGAGCUGCACCGCCACGGCCUGGAGUGCGCCACCCGUGCCGCCGACUCGCUGGACAGCGGCGCGGUGCUGCGUGCGGUGGUGGACAUGACGGGCGCCUGGGCGGCGGACGCCAGCGACUGGCGGCGGCGGCACGCGGUCAUGAUGUGCCUCAGCCAGGUGGUCGGCUCCGUCAAGGACGUGGUGGGCCCCGCCGAGCUGGCCUCGCUGGCGGGCCUGCUGGUGGGUGCCCUGCGCGACCCGCACCCGCGCGUGCGCUGGGCGGCCUGCCACUCGCUGGGCGUGCUGUGCGGCGACCUGGGCCCGGGGCUGCAGCUGGCGCCCGGCGGCGGCGGCAGCGCCAUGCUGGGCGCGCUGGCUGGGCUGCUGGCGGAGCCGGAGGGGCCCGCCUGCCCGCAGCGGCUCAAGGCCACCGCCUGCCGCGCGCUGGUGGGCUUCCUGGAGGGGCUGGACGCCGAGCCCGAGGAGGCCGCCGAGGCCGCAGCCGCCGCCACCCCGGCCCUGAGCGAGGAGCAGCGCAAGGCGGCGGCGGCGGCGCUGGUGGCGCCGCACCUGCAGCCGCUGGCGGGCCCGCUGCUGGCGGCGGUGGACCGCUGCGCGGCGGGCGAGGGCGGCAACCUGGCGGGCGGGCGCGCGCUGGUGCCCACGCCCACGCAGGAGUUCAGCCUGGACGUGCUGUGCCGCCUGGCCUGCGUGCUGGGGACUUCCUUUGCGCCGCUGUACCCAGUGGCCAUGCCGCGUGUGCUGGCGGUGCUGGGCCGCUGUGCCGCCUUCCAUGCGCCCACCGCCACCGCGUCCGGUUCCGUCACCGAGGAAGAGGCCACCGCCAUCGUGCGCGUGCAGGUUGGUGCACUAGAGUGCGCGGUGUUCAUGGCCCGGGCCGCCGGCGCCGCCGCCGCGGCCGAGCACCUGCCCACGCUGACGCGGGUGCUGGGCCAGCUGUGCCGCCCCGACAUCGACAGCAGCAGCCCGCUGCUGGUGCCGCUGCUGGCGGCGGUGGAGCCGUUGGCGGCCUGCCUGGGCCCCGCUGUGGCGCCGGUGCUGCCGCCGGUGCUGCCCCUGCUGGCGCAGUGGGCCACCCGCGAUGUGGGCCUGGAGUCGCUGGAGGACUCGGACGAUGAGGAGCCCGGGGACGGCGAGGACGGCGCUCCGACCGCCGCCAGCGAGGAGGAGGAGGACGACGACGACGACGGCAGCGAGGGCCGCGACGACAGCGACGUGACGUUCGUGACCUACGGCGGCGCCGACUACCGCUACGUGGCCAGUGUGGCGGCGGCCAAGGCGGCGGCGGCCAGCGCGCUGGAGGAGCUUGUGGAGCGCAUGGGGCCGGCGGCGGCGCCACAGGCGCCCGCGCUGGUCGAGGCGCUGGCGGCCUGCCUGCUGGACUACCCGCUGGACGACGUGGCGGGGCCCGCCCGCAACGCACUGCCCAAGCUGCUGCGCGCCUACCUGGGCGCACUCAGCAGCGGCGCCCUGCCCGCCUCCGAGCCCGCCGCCAGCCCCGCCGCCGCGCAGGCGCUGCUGCUGCGGCUGUGGCAGGCGGUCACGGCGGUGCUCAACUUCGAGGCGGUGGCGGCGCCGGCGUCUGCUGCGGAGGGUGGUGCUGCUGGCGCGGCGCUGGGUCCGCUGCUGGCGCUGCCGGGCGGGCUGAAGCGGCCCACGCCCACGUCCGCCACACGCGCCGACAUGGCCGAGCUGCUGGCCGCCAUGGUGGACUCGGUGGAGGGCUCCAUGCUGCAGCAGCAGUGGGUGGCGGACGCCUUCGCCGCGCUGCAGGCCGCCACUAAGGCCGCGGCGCUUGAGGCCAACGUGGAGCAAUUCGCGGGCGCCGACUCGGACGAUGACGAGGAGGAGGACGACAAGAGCAUGGACGGAAGCGAGGACGUGGACGAGGAGGAGAGCGAGCGCUCGGAGGAGGAGGAGAGCGAGGAGGACAGCGGCGAGACGCCCGCGGCCGCCCGCGAGCGCCUGCGCAACCAGGUGGCCGCGUGUGUGUCCGCCUUCAGUCGCAAGUACGGCGACGCAGUGGCCGCCCUGGCGCAGCAGGUGCUGGCGGCGGCGCAGCCCGACCAGCAGACCGCGGCGCUACUGAGCGUGCGCGGCGGCGUGGUGGCCUGACGGGACUAAGGGCCGCGGCCAGGCCGCACGCAGGCGACCUGGCGGCUGGGGUGCCGGGCCCUGCGCCGUGCGUGGUCCCCAGAGUGCCGGUGGCCGCCGGGGAGCGUGGGGCUGUGUCGCAAUCGGCACGGCCGCGGCCCGUAACCGCAGCGUCAUUGGAGGCUUCCCUGGCAAUAGGGGCAAACCAUAGUGGGCAUAGAGGACAUCAUUCUCGAGUGACACUUGUCGUGUCGUCCUGAUGGGGUGCCCAGCUGUGCUACUCAAAUGUAUCGAACCGUAGAGAAUCUAUGGAUGUGCGCAAACGCACGGUAUUAUACCGGAUCUGCUGACCGCGCCACUGCGCGUUAAGGUGGAGCCUCUGUUACGCACCACCUUCUUGACGUCAGGCUCGUCUAAGUGCGUCAAGCAUCGGAGGUUGCUUCGACAACGGACACGAGCCACAUGUUCUGUCCACGGCCAAGAUACCACGUACAUACUGUGUAAGCUUGCUCCUACCAGGAUGAACAUAAUAUGUAAGCUCGCUCCUGCCAGUGUGAUGUAUGGCUGUGUGCACAUUAUUUGACGUGGUCAGGUUGCGACAUGUCGACAUGUGAAUUGCGACAUACAACAUUGCGACAUACCAAGACUCGCCCACAUUUGCAUAGCUACGCGUCUGGAGCCCAUUUAAGUAACAUCUCCCAGCUUUGCGGCGGUGUAUUGCGCUAGCGUAGCCACAAGCUCCUCCCACUGGCCGCACGCUACGCCACGCCAGCACCACCGUGGCAACCGAGACACGUUUUGUUGUGUGCCACGGCGUUCCACGCUUACCAGAGGCAUAUUGAAUGCAGGCACAAUAUGUCUGGCGGGUUUGGAUGCGUUUGGGCGGUAUGUGCAGUAUGUCGCAAUGUCGUAUGUCGCAAUUCACAUAUCCACAUGUCGCAUCCUGACCAUGUCAAAUAACUUGCAAGCUGCUAUAUGAGCGCUGUCGGGGGGCAUCCCCGUGAUGGAUGCACCCCAUAGAACAGAUGCUAUGGUGAUGAAGAUCAGGGCACCCACAAGGGGUAAUGUAUCCUCCUUGGGGCAGAACACACAUAGCAACUGUAACAUUGUAGCUUC